AUGUCGGCGGUCACUAACUUGAAGAGCUCGCUAGGCAAGUACGUGCUAGCCUUCUUCCUUCCCGAGAACAACCUCAGCUCCUCCCAGAAAUGGGUGCUUGGGCUCAUCAACCUCUCGUCCGUGGUGGUGUUCUGGGUGAUGUCCAGCUUCUUGGUCAAUGCAUUGGUUGAGGAUGACAGCUACCGAAAACCGUUCUUCAUCACCUACGUCAACACAGGCUGCUUCUGCUUCUACCUCAUUCCCUACUUGAAGUACGAGAACCUCACAAUCGCCGAGUUCUUGCAGAGACUCCACCACGACUACAACAGCACCGUCCACCGCGAGGACGAGGAAGGCCUUGUCCACGACUACGGCUCCAGCUCCAACUUGGCUGGCAUCGACGGUACCAGCAUCUCCUCCACCGUCGACGAGCACGACGACGACGACGACAACAUCAACCUCUACGAGACCAUCUUGUUGUCGCUCCAGUUCAUUGCAUUGUGGUUUUCCGCCAACUUGGUCACCAACGCCUCGCUUUCCUACACCUCGGUGGCAUCGCAGACCAUUCUCUCGUCCACGUCGUCGUUCUUCACCUUGAUAAUCGGCUACCUCUACUCCGUGGAGCGCAUCAACCAGAACAAGAUCGUGGGCAUACUAUUGAGCUUUGCUGGGGUAUUGAUCGUCACCGAGAUCGACACCUCGUCCUCCACCAACCAGAACUCCAGCCUUAUGGUUCUCUGGGGCAACAUCUUGGCCCUUGCGGGUGCCAUGAUUUACGGCAUCUACACCAUCUUGUUGAAGUUCAAGAUCUCCAUCAAACACUCGCAGAAGGAGCGUAACCUCAACACUCACUUGUUCUUUGGCUUCGUGGGCAUCUUCUGCUUGGUGUUUUUGUGGCCCAUGUUGUUCAUCCUCCAUUUCACGGGCUACGAGACGUUUGAGCUUCCUCCAUCCCGACUGGUGCUCACACUCUUGCUCGUUAACGCCCUCAUCACCUUUGUUAGUGACUUCUGUUGGUGCAAGGCUGUUCUUUUGACCAGUCCGCUCACAGUGACUGUGGGGCUCUCCAUGACCAUUCCGUUGGCCAUGAUCGGAGACUGGGUGUUCAAAGGGUUUUUUAUCAAUUGGUGGUACUUAUUCGGGGCCCUGAUUGUCACCUUGGGGUUCUUCAUCAUCAACAAAGAUGAGAAGAGCGAUUUCGUGAGAGAGGAGAUAUAG
Messenger RNA from Suhomyces tanzawaensis NRRL Y-17324, 1197 nucleotides. RefSeq lists its product as uncharacterized. The coding region runs from base 1 to 1197 and encodes 398 amino acids. The record is from RefSeq and is a predicted model, not a curated record. Gene Ontology annotation, cellular component: membrane. Lineage: Eukaryota; Fungi; Ascomycota; Pichiomycetes; Serinales; Debaryomycetaceae. The transcript has a single exon. Gene Ontology annotation, biological process: regulation of peptide transport.